AUGAUAACUGCAAAAUGUGAAGUUCAUACUGUUCGCAUAACAGAUGUCUCUUUAGAGCAGAAAACAGCUGACCAUCUCAAAAUGCUCAUCCUCGAGGUGGUUAAGGAAGUAGAAGUGAAAUGGAAAGCUACAAUUGUAGCUAUCACAUCAGAUGCUUCAGGUGAAUCCUGGGCAGCCAUAAAACAGCUCGUAGAUGAAUUUCCAUGGUUUGUUGCCCCUGACUGUUUUGCUCACCAAGUUAAUCUAGUUGUUGGUGAUUAUUACAAAGUGCCUUCAACAUCACUGUUCCUACAGUAUAUGAAGAAGGCCACUGACCUUAUUACCUGGCUUCGGAGCAAGACAAUGGUCUUGUCUAUGCUCAGGGACAUACAAAAGGCCCUGAAUGCUGCAAAUCCAUCUCAAAUGCAACAGGUUCUCAGCAUAAUCCAUGCAGUGCUGACAUGCUGGACAGCACAUUAUCUGGCAUUUAGGUGUCUACUUGAUUUGAGAACUACCCUUGAUAUCCUUGCCAAACAGGAAAGGGACCACAGCAGUGAUGCCACAUCUCGAUGUAAAGCACAGGAGAUGUUAGAAUUGAUUGAAGAUCCUUUGAUAAUGCUUACUCAUAUUGGACCACUCGCCUUGGCCAUAAAUUUUGCUCAGGCUGCACAUUGUUGCCUAGAUGAAGUCUUGAUCAUCCUUGGAUAUCUUGUAUCAAGAUAUCAAGAUUUAUUAAACAUGAUGACUUCCACCAAUGAUCAAAUUGGACUUCAUGCAAUCAUUAACUCACUGGAGAAGUGCUGGAGCAAGAGCGAUCAAACAGUUUUCAUUGCGGCAGUCAUUCUCAACCCCCUCUACAAGGCCAAACCAUUUGCACAAAUCUGUCAAUUCACAACUGCUGGCAUCACCUCAUUAUUGCUCAAACUUUGGCAGCGAUUUCAGUCCACCCCAGCCCCAGAAUCACUUCAUCAAGAGAUUAUCAAUUAUCUGCAGGAUUGA
Messenger RNA from Suillus paluster, 978 nucleotides. RefSeq lists its product as uncharacterized. Lineage: Eukaryota; Fungi; Basidiomycota; Agaricomycetes; Boletales; Suillaceae. Bases 1 to 978 code for a protein of 325 amino acids. The transcript has 5 exons. The record is from RefSeq and is a predicted model, not a curated record.